GAAGCUGGGUUUUUGUGUGUUGUGGUCGGGACGCGGGCGGCCGUGAGCGCGUCACCGUGAGUCGUUUUUCUUUAGUCUGCUGUUCCGAGGGUCUACCCCCGGGCCGACUUGUGGACGCCUCUCGUCCCCUCCCAGCUUCCGAACGUGCGCCAGGGCUCGCCCCUCACCUCCGCGCCAGCCCGUGAGGGAGGCAGGAUGGAGUUCAAGCUGGAGGCUCACCGCAUCGUCAGCAUCUCCCUGGGCAAGAUCUACAACUCGCGGGGCCAGCGCGGCGGCAUCAAGCUGCACAAGAACCUGCUGGUCUCGCUGGUGCUGCGCAGCGCCCGCCAGGUCUACCUGAGCGACCCGUGCCCCGGCCUCUACCUGGCGGGGUCCCCGGCGCCGCCGCAGCCCGGGGAGCCGGCGGCCGGGCCACCCGCGGGCUGGGGGGAGCCGCCCCCGCCGGCCGCCGGCGCCGCCUGGCCCGAGACGGAGACGCCGCCGGAGCGCCCCGCUGUCCCGGACGCGCCGCGGGCGGGUGACGCGGAGCCUGCGGCCGCGGCGCCGGGCGCCGGGGACAGUCUUCAGGGCGGAGAGGCGGAAGCUGCUUGGCGCCGCGUGGAGGGCCCGCGCGAGGCGGCGGCCGGGGGAGCCGGGAGCCCCGCCGUGGUCGCGGACCUCUGUCCCGAGGGGCCCCGGGCGGCGCGCCGCCCCUGCGGCUGCCCCGCGGGAGGGGAGGACCCGCUGGGGGCGCUGAGCGCGCCGCCCCGCGUGGACUGCCGCUGCGCGCCGCGGCCCGCCGAGGACGAGCGCUCCGCGCCGCCCGCCGUCGGCCCCAGGAAGCGCGGCGCGGCGGGGGUGGGCGGCGGCCCCGCGGGCUGCCAGGCGCUCGGCGCGAGCCCGCUGAAGAAGCCCCGGCGGCACUUGGAGGAGCAGCCGGCCGGGGCGGCGGCGGAGGAGGAGGAGGAGAUGGAGACCGGUAACGUGGCCAACCUCAUUAGCAUCUUCGGUUCCAGCUUCUCGGGACUCUUACGGAAAAGCCCCGGGGGCGGCCGGGAGGAAGCCGAGGGAGAGGAGAGCGGCCCGGAAGCCGCCGAGCCCGGGCAGAUCUGCUGCGACAAGGCGGUGCUGAGAGACAUGAACCCGUGGAGCACAGCCAUCGUGGCCUUCUGAGCCCGGGGGCCCCGUGCGGGAAGCAGGUUGAGCAGCGGGCGACUCCGACGUGAGGGCUGGGCCUCUCCCGGCUGCGAGGCCGCCGCAGAGACGAAGGCGCCGGGCGCGGUGCGGAGACUGUGGGUGCUGCUGGGCAGCACGGACUCACUGCCCUCGGCCUCGGCGGCCCUGCGGGGACUCGGGGGCGUGAGGCUUAUUGGAAGAGGACGAUCGUUAACUUUUGUGUCUGUGUAUGUGUGUGUCAGUUUGUCUUGUUGAAUUAAGACUAUUUUGUCCUUCUGGAAUGCGUCGCCCUUGCCCCGGGGCUCAGGAGGUUGGGGGCGACAGGGACUUUCCUCUGCCGGCAGCACCGAGAAGGAAGCGGCUAAAAGGGCCGGGGCCGGGGAGUUCCCCAUUCGUUCUCGGGGGAGGAAGGGACUUUACACACACCCCUUACAUGAAAGCCAGAACCGCACCCGGGCCAGGAGUGGCGUUUCCUCCCAGGAUUUCCUAAAUCUAGAGGGAUUUAGUCUGGAGUAGAGACUUGUGUCCUUUUCUCUCCCUGCCCACCUUUCUCUCUGACUGAAGAAACGUCUGUACCCUGUGAUUACUCUGGGAAAGGGGAAUGUUAGCGGCCCAUGUCUUCCCCACAGGGAAAAAAAGCUUGAUAAACUUCACAGGAAAGUUCAAGCUUGGAAAUAUGGAGUUUAUAGAGAAGAGAUAUAUUUUCAAAAGCUCUAGAUCAGAACUACUACACAGUGCUUUUAAAAAGUGUUUAAUGAAACAAAGUUUACAGACAGAAGCCCUAAGUGGAAUGACCUUCUGGGUUUGUAUAUAUGGUGACUCCAGUCUUUGUUGUAUAAAGGUUGGGGGAGCUGACAAGGUUUUUGUACAGUUAUUUUCUCCGUUGUAUUGAUUUUUGUAUAAAAAUGUAACUUUACGUGUCUAACACGUAUUAAAUAUUUUGAAGGAAC
Messenger RNA from Diceros bicornis minor, 2105 nucleotides. RefSeq names its product immediate early response 5 (gene IER5). Bases 196 to 1152 code for a protein of 318 amino acids. NCBI's taxonomy places the organism in Eukaryota, Metazoa, Chordata, Mammalia, Perissodactyla, Rhinocerotidae. The transcript has a single exon. The record is from RefSeq and is a predicted model, not a curated record.